Molecule: messenger RNA, 2348 nt
Organism: Condylostylus longicornis
Lineage: Eukaryota; Metazoa; Arthropoda; Insecta; Diptera; Dolichopodidae
Product: glucose dehydrogenase [FAD, quinone]
Exons: 5
Coding region: 159-2021 (620 amino acids)
Molecular function (GO): oxidoreductase activity, acting on CH-OH group of donors; flavin adenine dinucleotide binding
Source: RefSeq, a predicted model, not a curated record
GAAGUUUUCAUAUACCGUCGUGGAUAAUAUUGAAAAUCAAAAUUUUAUAUGAAUAAAUUUUAAUAAAUUUAUUUUUUGCUAUAUUUUGAUAAUCAAUACUACAAUGAAUUUCUUGUAUAUAAAAAAUUGUCAUUAAUAGAAUGGUAACCAAAUAAAAUAUGAAUCAAUUUAAAAAUUUAUUUAUUUUGAUUACCACAAUAAUAACUUUUAGUUUAUUAACAAAAAUUCCGUUAGGAUCAUGUCAGAUUCUAGUAGAUAUUUUACGUGAUAUUGAAACUACAAUACUUCAUACAAAAUUACCCGAUACAAAUGUAUUUUAUCCAGAAUAUGAUUUUGUAAUAGUUGGAGGUGGUAGUGCCGGGGCAGUAUUAGCAAAUAGAUUAAGUGAAAUUUCCAAUAUAACUGUUCUUCUUUUGGAAGCUGGUGAUCAAGAAACAUUUUUAAGUGAUGUACCAUUAACUGCUGCAUUAACAAGUAUUACACGUUAUAAUUGGGGUUAUAGAUCAGAGCCAACUCCUAAUGCAUGUAAUGCUUUAGAAUAUGGUGUUUGUUUUUGGCCCAAAGGUAAAGGUAUUGGUGGAACAAGUCUUAUUAAUUAUAUGCUAUAUAAUAGGGGACACAAAAAAGAUUAUGAUAAUUGGUCAAAAAUUGGUAAUAACGGUUGGAGUUAUGAUGAAGUCUUACCAUAUUUUAAAAAAUCUGAAAAUAUUAAAAUUCCUGAUUUACAAUAUUCAAAAUAUCAUGGAAUCAAUGGACCGCUUGAUGUUAUGUUUCCACCAUAUAGAACUAAAUUAGUCGGUGCUUUCUUGAAAGCUGGAAUUGAUAUGGGAUACAAUAUUACUGAUCCGAAUGGGGAACAAAUUAUGGGUUUUAGUCCAGUACAAGCAAAUUUAAGAGGUGGCCGUCGAUGUAGUACAAGUAAAGCAUUCAUAAGACCAAUAAAAAAUCGAAAAAACCUAUUUUUGUCAAUGAAAACAUUUGUUACAAAAAUUGAAAUUAAUCCUGUUACAAGGGCGACUGAAGGUGUAAAAUUUAUAAAAAAUAAUCAAAAAUUUUUUAUACGAGCUAGAAAAGAAGUUAUUUUAUCAGCUGGUUCGAUAGUAUCUCCACAGCUUUUAAUGCUUUCUGGAGUUGGCCCUAAAGAUCAUUUGGCUGAAUUUAAUAUAAGUGUAAUUCAAGAUUCAAUGGUUGGUUACAAUCUUCAAGAUCACACCACUUUACCCGGGUUAACAUUUUUAGUUAACCAAUCUAUUACAAUUUUGGAAUCAGAAGUUCGUAAUCCCAUUGAUGUUUUUCAAUAUAUUAUGUUGGGUAAAGGAAAAUUCACAGUUCCAGGUGGGGCAGAAGCCUAUGCUUUUAUUAGAACUCCAAAUGCAAAAGUUGAUUUUGAUUAUACCAAUAUGGAAAUAGUUCUUGGAGCUGGCAGCGUAAACAAUGAUUUAUCUGGUAGUAUGCGGUAUGUUUUGGGUAUAACUAAAGAAUUUUUUGACAAAGUUUACGGUGACAUUGUGGGGAAGCACGCGUUUAGUAUGGUUCCUGUAUUAUUAAAUCCAAAGAGUCGCGGUAGAGUUUUAUUGAGAAGCAAAAGCCCUUUCCGGUGGCCAAAAAUGUUACCAAAUUAUUUUAUGAAUGAAGAAGAUAUGCAAGCAAUGAUUGAUGGUAUUAAAUUUAUUUUAAAACUUUCUAAUUCAAAGCAUUUUAAAAAGUACGGAACAGAAUUUCAUCAAGUGCCAUAUGCUGGAUGCGAAAAUGAAAUAUUUGCAAGUGAUGAUUAUUGGAAAUGUUGUAUACGUCAGAUUGGAACAAGUCUCCAGCAUCAAGUAGGUACAUGUAAAAUGGGUCCAAAAGACGAUUCUGAUGCUGUUGUAAAUCCAGAUCUACAAGUUUAUGGAAUACAUAAUUUAAGAGUUGUAGAUGCUUCUAUAAUUCCAGUAAUACCAGCAGGACAUACUAAUGCAAUUGUGAUAAUGAUAGCUGAAAAAGCGGCCGAUAUAAUUAAAACCUAUUGGAAUUUAAAUUAAAAUUUAAGUUAUUGUUUCUAGUUCAUAAAAUUACCAAAAAAUGCCAGAUUAGAUUAGCUUAUAAUAAUUAUAUGCUGUACUUAAUUCUAGAUGUUAAGGCAAUGAUAAUUCUAAUAACUAGAAAUUCAAUUUAAUUUUAGUAUUUAAGUUACUAACUGCCAUUACAUCCUACUUUUAUAAGAGUUUUUGUGAUAUUUUUGUUUGAAAUUCAGAAUUGCAAAACUUAAUUAAAACAAGAUGAAAAGUACAAAAAAAAAAAAGAAAAAUUUUUCGAAAAAAUCCAACAUUUUGCUCUUAUUUUUUUUCGGAUACAAUUGAGAAACACAU